Molecule: messenger RNA, 1404 nt
Organism: Macrosiphum euphorbiae (potato aphid)
Lineage: Eukaryota; Metazoa; Arthropoda; Insecta; Hemiptera; Aphididae
Source: the annotation of a GenBank genome assembly
AUGUCGGCGGGACCGUACGGGACCAUCAUGGACGAGUUGGGCGGCUUCACGGAGGUGCCCAUCUCGUACCGGCACAUCUCGCGGUUUCAGCCGUACCGGGUGCAACCGUACCAGUCGCACGUACAGCCCGUGGCCACUCGCAAGGUCAAGUCAUCGACGGCAGUGGAACGGCGGACCAUGGCCGGCGGGUGUCAGUACGACGAGAACCGGCCCACGCACGUGCACCGUCUGUACCCCGAAAUACUGGCGUUGAUCUUCAGCUACCUGGACGUGCCGGACAAAGGCCGUGCCGCCCAGGUGUGCACGGCGUGGCGUGAGGCCGCUUGGUACAAGUCGGUGUGGCGCGGAGUCGAGGCCAAGAUCGACAUGUGCCGGUCGUCGCAUCCCAUGUACGAGAGCCUCAAGCAGCGCGGGAUCAAGCGAAUCCAGGUGCUGUCCGUGUCCCGGUACAAGUGUCUGCGCGAGAUCGUCCAGAACGUACCCAACCUGGUGUCGCUGAACAUGAGCGGCUGUUACCACAUCAAGGACGAGGACCUGCAUCAGAUGUUCCUCGAACACCACCCGAACAUCACCGAACUCAACCUGUCGCUGUGCAAGCAGCUCACCGACGGCGGUCUAAUACGGAUCGCCGACACGCUCCGCGGCCUCACCCGGCUCGAGAUCCAGGGCUGCUCGUACAUCACCAACAAGGGUUUCUCGCACAUCGCGCGAAAACUCAAGAAACUCAAGUAUCUCAACCUGCGGUCGUGCUGGCACCUGUCCGACGUGGGCCUGUCGCACAUCAGCGGCGCCAGCAAGGACUCGACGGACGGCAACGCGCAACUCGAGUUCCUGGGACUACAAGACUGCCAGCACAUCACCGACGAGGGCCUCAAGUACGUGUCCGAGGGCCUGCGCUCCCUGCGCAGCCUCAACCUGAGUUUCUGCGUCAACAUCACGGACACCGGUCUAAACUACGUGUCGCGCAUGAACACGCUGGACGAGCUCAACCUGAGCGCGUGCGACAACAUCUCCGACAUCGGCAUCGGUUACCUGUCCGAGGGUUGCACCAAGUUGGGCAGCCUGAACGUGUCGUUCUGCGACAAGAUCGGUGACCAGGCGCUCCUGCACGUCUCCCACGGGCUGUACGGCCUGCACACCCUGUCCUUAGGUUCGUGCCAGAUAUCCGACGAUGGCAUACUGUACAUAUCGAAAUCGCUACGCAACCUCGAGGUGCUCAACAUUGGCCAGUGCAACUCGGUCACCGACAAGGGCCUUGAGCAUUUGUCGGAUUCGUGCAAACUGUUGCGGUCCAUAGACUUGUACGGGUGCACGAAGAUCACCAAAGAAGCCAAAGAGAAGAUUCUGAAAAUGCCAAACAUCAGGAGGGAUACGGUCAACGAAGACUUGUGGCAACUUAGAUGA